AUAGCAUACACAUUGAUCUAAGUCAUGCCAAACUACGUUUCAUUGACUGAAUCUCAGAGAAGGAAGAUUGCAGUCUUCAUCACAGAGUCUCAACAGCAGGCUCAAUUGCAACAGCAGCAGCAACAACAAGCUCCUAAUAAUGGCGACGACAAUUCAGCUAGCGGUAGUCCUGGAAAUAACCAAGUUGCGCCCAUAACAGGCAAUAAUUCCAUAUCCUGCAAGGAAAUCGUUCAGUUCUGCAAGACUCGGUUUGGCCUCACCAUCUCAUUAUCGACCGCCUCCAGGCUUCGCUCCACAGCUACAGAGCGCCUUGCUACAGAACUGCUUAACCCGUCAGCCAAGCGUCAUCGGUCUGUCAAGUUUCCUGAGUUUGAAAAGGCUUUGGUCCAGGAACUGAAGGCACUGGAACAGGAGCAGCUUCAGAUCCAACAGGAGCAGAAUCCCGACCUCAAUCCACUAGUCGCUUUUGGAGAUCCAUCUCAAGUGCCACCAGUCAUGUUACUGACGAGCGAGGCGGCUAUCACACAGGUUGCCAAGGGAAUUGCAGAGCGUAUGGGUAUUCCCCCAGCAGAACUGGGACUGACAUCUGGGUGGUACCAUGGUUUCAAGAGGCGCCAUGGUAUCAAGCAUCGCCAGUUCAAGCCACGACCAGGCGUCAACGGAAACAAUGGGAAUGCAGCAUCUAUUGGUUUGAGCGGUCCCACAUCAGCUUCGGCUGGAGCCACUGGUGCGGACGAUAAUUCGAGCGCCAUGGAAACGGGUGAAGGAAGUGAUGGGCCGGAUGGAGUUGAUGUCGAUGCUGACGAAGAAAUGGAGGAUGUACAGGAUACUGCAGAUGUAGGCGACUCCAAGAUAUCGGGUACAAUGAUAGCCAUAACAGCAGCUGAAACUACAUGCUAUACUAAUCGGGGGAACACUGCUUAUUCCACAUCCAACCAUUAAUUCUUUUUCUUUUGCCUUUCAUUGGGCGUACAUAAAAAAAUAGGUGAUGGUUCUUCAUCGGCACUUCUGAACAUAUCAAAUAUCAUUUUGACUCCUAAGGACCCUCCAACCUCCAGUCUGAGUCGUCGGCCCGAAGUGAAGAAAGUGACAGCCGCUACUGCGAAUGACGCUC
Molecule: messenger RNA, 1114 nt
Organism: Lobosporangium transversale
Lineage: Eukaryota; Fungi; Mortierellomycota; Mortierellomycetes; Mortierellales; Mortierellaceae
Exons: 1
Coding region: 25-942 (305 amino acids)
Source: RefSeq, a predicted model, not a curated record